GCGACUGGCGACUGCAACUGCAUCGUAUUCUCGUCUGUUUCCUACAUCGUUUAAAUUAUUAUUUUUCUCAGCAAUAAGUUAAUUAUUUUAAGAUAAAAACAUACAAGUGUUUUAUCUUAUCUGUUUUGAACGCGUACUGUUACGUAAGCUAUCGUUAAGGUUAUAUGAAUUUAGUGUAAGUAAGUAAUGCGUUUUUUUAUCAGGCCGACAGUGAUACUUCUCAGUCAGUUUGUGCGUAAUCAACCUGAAAAUAAACUAAAUCGCUCAAUAAUAUUAAACCGCUCCAUAUCAACAGCUGUAGUCUGGAGAGCCAUGGAAGAUAAGGAAGCCCUAAAGAAGAGGUUAACCCCUCUCCAAUAUCAUGUCACACAAGAAGCUGGUACAGAAAGACCAUUUACAGGUUGCUACAACAAGUUUUAUAAAGAAGGUCUCUAUGUCUGUGUAGUCUGUAGACAAGAUCUAUUCACUUCCAAAACUAAAUUUGACUCUGGAUGUGGAUGGCCAGCCUUUAAUGAUGUGCUUUCUAAGGAAAAGGUUACCCUUCACCAGGAUACUAGUGCAGUUGGGGCAAAUAUAUUACUGGUUUUAACGCGGCCAGGUAUGGUGAGGACUGAGGUGCGGUGCUCCAAGUGCUCCGCUCACCUGGGACAUGUGUUUAAUGACGGCCCCGCACCCACCAAGAAACGGUUCUGUAUAAACUCGGCCUCCUUGGACUUCAUACCCGCCGAAGAAAGGACAGAUUAAAAAGACAACUAUGUGAAAAUAAAUAGCAGCAUUGCUUACACUUAAACUGUUAUGAUAUAAGCAAAUAAUUUAUUUUAAAAUGUAGAAACACGCUUUUAACCAGUCAUGCGCGUAAAACCAUAGAAUAUUUCAAUAUAUUGUGUGUACACCAGAAAGAACACUGUGUAGUCAUUAAGAUAAUUUAUUUUUACUAAAAAUACCUGCUAGUUUGUUGACUACUAACUCUAUUUUCAGUUACCAUAUUAUCGAGUCAUUUUGUUAUAAUUAGAAAUUAUAGUGUUUUCAUAACUAAAGUGCGGUCGCGGACCACAUAGAUUCAUUUAGAUUUUAAGACUAUUACGUUGAUUCAUCGCUUCUUGUUUCUUCUCUUGACACGGGCCCACGAAUAUAAUUACUAUCACGCAAGAUAUUCAUGUGCAAGUGAAAUAGGCAAGCCAUGAGUCAGGCCCGCGACCACAGAAAUAAAUCAAGAUAGAACGGCUAAGCGGGUGGAGUACGCGUGU
Aricia agestis (brown argus) is the source of this 1247-nucleotide messenger RNA. RefSeq names its product methionine-R-sulfoxide reductase B1 (gene SelR). Gene Ontology annotation, molecular function: peptide-methionine (R)-S-oxide reductase activity. NCBI's taxonomy places the organism in Eukaryota, Metazoa, Arthropoda, Insecta, Lepidoptera, Lycaenidae. The record is from RefSeq and is a predicted model, not a curated record. Gene Ontology annotation, biological process: protein repair; response to oxidative stress. The transcript is spliced from 4 exons. Bases 187 to 744 code for a protein of 185 amino acids. Gene Ontology annotation, cellular component: cytoplasm.